GCACACGCCGUCCCUCGCUAACACUCUGAGACCAGUACUACUCAACGAGGUCUCUAUCAAUGGCCCGCUGAGUUUGAUACGGUAUUAUUUCGAGUUAUUAUGGCGUCCGUGGAGAGACUUUUAGCUUCAUUGCUCCUGCUUUGGGGGGUCUUGUUGGAAGGAAGCGCCGACAAGUGCGAAGUGCCCUACGUGAUCCGCGGGACAUGGUUCAGCUUCGAGAGCGGCAGCAACACCAUCACCGACAUCGAUCAGACGACGAUGACCGGCCACGGAACCUGCGUCGACGUCAAGGUGUACCGGCAUGACUUCAAGGCGUUCCUCUUCAAGGACAACGAGUGCUUCUACUGCGUCCACUUCAACGUGCGCACCGUCAACGUGUUGGAGAAGAGCGAGACCGGCUGCGUGACCUUCCCCACGGGCUACACGCCGUCGCUGGAAGAGGCGUGCAGCGAGAUGGACAAGAACCAGGCGCUCAUCACCAUGUUCAACGAGAACUACGUGCCCAAGAACUGCCGCUCGGCCAUCGAGGGCGUGUGGCACUUCGCUUACCAGAACAGAUUCAGCUUCACCGGCGAGUGCAACCACCCUGAGGCCAGGAUCCAGUCGUGCCAGGAGCCCGGCAACCAGUUCCUCAUCGCCAACCAGAAGUUCAACAUCACUUUCAAGAAGUGUGAAGGAAUCAAGGAGUCCUUCGAGGGAGCCAAGGAGUUCUCGUGCCUCGGCGACUGGUUCGUGGGCAAGAACCACUACUUCGCCGUGGCCAACACGAAGGAGUCUCGGAAGGACGAAAAGUACCGCUGCUUCGUCAGGAACAGGGACGACGACAUUUACAUGGGCCACUCCAUCACGCCGGAGUGCUCGGUCCUGAACACGCCAGAGAACAGUCCUUUCAGGUUCAGGAUGGACCCAGUGAAACAAGAGACGGUGAACCCCGGGUGCCUGUUGCCGAAGAACUUUAGCGGCGAGUGGGUCAACACCGCCCACACGGAGGCCGACGUCUUCAUCAACCAGACCCACAUCAUCGAGACAACCUACCCUGACGAGGGUCGCUUCAGGAGGACUAUUUACGUCUGCAGAGAACAGAGAGACAAUCGAUACAUGAUGGCCAGGCUCAACAUUGACGGUUGCCAGAAGGACUACGUGUGCUUCGAGUUCGUCCCUCGCCACCACAACAUCAUCCGCUUCAGGAAGGGGAGGGAGAUGAUCAGGGAGGAGUUCUCGACCGUGUGCUCGUAUGUGCAGUUCCAGAGCGGCCGGGAGUGGAACUACGACCUCAUGUUAGCCAAGGACCCGGUGCCCGUCAAGUGCCCAGUGGCUGGCAAGUUCAACUUCACCCAAACUGGAGAGCUGAAGUUCGAGACCCGUAUCCUUGGAGGCGUGACCAAGAGCCCUUGGGAUCACAUCUACUGUCGGGAGAACAUCUCCGACCUUUCGGUCUGCGACCAAGACCAGAAAGAGAUGUGGAUCGAUGCCCAUUACUGUAUUAGCGUCGACGCCUACGGCAGACAUGUUGAUAUUUAUUCCAAGGACCCGGUGCCCGUCAAGUGCCCAGUGGCUGGCAAGUUCAACUUCACCCAAACUGGAGAGCUGAAGUUCGAGACCCGUAUCCUUGGAGGCGUGACCAAGAGCCCUUGGGAUCACAUCUACUGUCGGGAGAACAUCUCCGACCUUUCGGUCUGCGACCAAGACCAGAAAGAGAUGUGGAUCGAUGCCCAUUACUGUAUUAGCGUCGACGCCUACGGCAGACAUGUUGAUAUUUAUUCUGACCCAGACUACAAGCUGAAGUGCGUCGGGUACUGGAAGGAGAACCUCAGGUCCUACCUUAUUACGUACGACGAGCUGGAUCCUUACUCGAAGUACAGAUGCUGGGUUUACCAGAGAGCUGACCUGAACAAGAUCCUCAUGUCCCAGAGCGUCGGCCCCUUCUGCAACCUACAUCAGACGGUGCACGGCACGGGAGGGGGCUCGGCCGUGGCGAUCAAGAUGGUGGAGUACGAGAGAGAACACGACCGGUGCCCCAUGCACUUCGACGACGGCGCCAACCCCUGGCAGGAGCCCGGCAGCCAGGUCCACAAGUUCACUUUCACAGGCGGCUCGGAAUUCAUCGGCGCCUCCCUCGCCACGAUCCUGCUCAGCUUCUUCGUCAGUUGGCUGCUCUCUAGGAAGCCCUGAGAGAACCUGCAGGAGGAAGCCAGU
This is a messenger RNA of Penaeus indicus, 2196 nucleotides long. RefSeq lists its product as uncharacterized. Lineage: Eukaryota; Metazoa; Arthropoda; Malacostraca; Decapoda; Penaeidae. Bases 100 to 2172 code for a protein of 690 amino acids. Gene Ontology annotation, biological process: wound healing. The transcript has 12 exons. The record is from RefSeq and is a predicted model, not a curated record.